This is a messenger RNA of Ixodes scapularis (black-legged tick), 1485 nucleotides long. RefSeq names its product sperm-associated antigen 7 homolog. The transcript has 7 exons. Bases 207 to 926 code for a protein of 239 amino acids. Lineage: Eukaryota; Metazoa; Arthropoda; Arachnida; Ixodida; Ixodidae. Gene Ontology annotation, molecular function: nucleic acid binding. The record is from RefSeq and is a predicted model, not a curated record.
GCCGUUUAAAAGUACGUCACGUGCUUUGCGCGCUCUGUCGUUCACUGAUCGGUUGUUUUGGUUGUUUUCGUUGUUUUGUUGGCGGUAAAAUCAGUAAAACCAGUAAAACUACGCGAGUAUGUACGAGUCACCCGUAUGACGUCCUUGUAAGCGCCAAAAGCGUGAGGUGAGAAAAACCGAACGCGAGCUCAUUGAGAGCUUUUACAAUGGCGGACCUUUUGGGUUCUCUUUUGAGUUCCAUGGACAAACCCCCUACUGUUGGGGACAAACAGAAGAAAUUAAUUCAAAAACAGCGCGACGAACACAUGAAGCGGGAGGCCGAGGAGAAAGCCAAAUUGAGAAAAUUUCGGGAUCAGGUUGAAGAUCGCAUCAACAGGUUCAUCCAGAACCCCGAGAAACAGAAGCACAAGUUUGAACCCAUGUCGAAAGUUCAUCGGACCAUUAUUCAUGACGUCGCAGACAUUGCGGGUCUAACCGCUUUCUCCUUUGGCGAAGAGGAGGUGGACCGGUACGUCAUGGUAUUCAAGAAGGAGUUUGCGCCCUUGGACGAUGAACUGGCGGCCUACCGCAAAGGGGAAGAGUGGGACCCGGAAAAGGCAAAGGCAGUCGCCCGGCAAAAGGAGCUCGCCGCUGCAGCCUUAGCAGAGCAAGACAAGGAAUCGAGCAGGGGGAGCACUCCCCAGACGGACUACCACGAGAAGUACGAGAAGUUACUAGGUCGGGAGUCCGGCAAGGACGCUGCCAAGAUCACCACUCCCAACAAGCAGUUCGGCUUUGUGCCGAGCGAAAACAAGAGGGACAAGCGGACGGUAGAGCAAGCCCUCGCCGACAUCCGUGCCAAGAAGCAGAAGCGGGCCGACGAAGGGAAUGUGGAGGAGGAGAGCACAGAAGGUCACAGCACAGAAAAGGCAGGAGACGGCUGCUAGUAGACUACAAGGCCUCGUCGGGGAGCCCGUCUAGUCAGACGGAACGCCCGUUAUUUGCUGGGGGGGCAGGUUCCUGCGUUGGUCACUUCAGGCUCUAUAUUCCUGGCGUCAACCAUUUUGUACUACGUUGUUGGGGCUAGUCUACCAAAGCCAGUUGCGCAUGCGAAUGAGACGCUAGCCGAACCCUUGUGCUCUCACAGCAGUGCGAAGUUUCAGCGCCGAGGAAGCCACGCUAGCCUCGACAAUCAAGUGCACUAUAAUUAACGCCGAGUAUGAACUGAAACGACGAAUUAGCCGUAGUAACUCGUAGCUUGCGUUGCAUAUGCAGCUCGUCUGCGAUACCAAUAUUUUUUUUUGACUGUGUAUACGGGUCGCUUAGAAAUUUAGGGUAGAAGAGACCCUGGGAUGCUGCAUACCCCCCAAGCAGUUGAGGACAAGCAUACCGCCGCGUGUACCUGGCUGCCUUUACCUGUAUUUUGUAAAAAUGUAUUAUCAAAAACUUUUGUUGACUGAAUUAUUUUUAAUAAAUUUAUUCCUACCACAGGAAGCUCUGCAGGAA